This is a messenger RNA of Diatraea saccharalis (sugarcane borer), 2565 nucleotides long. NCBI's taxonomy places the organism in Eukaryota, Metazoa, Arthropoda, Insecta, Lepidoptera, Crambidae. The record is from the annotation of a GenBank genome assembly.
AUGGCAAAACCUCUUCAAAAAGAGAGGGAAAACCGCUCCGCAGAGAAGAAGGAUUUAUCAUUUCAUCCAUACACGAUAACACCCGAAAGCGCUCACACUUCUAUACUUCUUCUGGAGUCGAAAGAGCCUGAAAUACUUUGCCAGACUUUGAGGGCAAUCACAAAAUUCUCAGCCCAAGACAUAAUCAACCGUAAUGUGCUUUUCGAUCUGAAUGCUAUACACUAUAUUCUGCCUCACGUUGAUCACCCUGAACUGAAUAUUCGAAGGUUCGCUUUAAAGGCAUUGGCCCAGCUUUGCCAACUUCCUAAGGGACCGGAGCAAGUGUUGGAGAACUCUCAGAACUUAAGGAAAAUUGCUCAAAUGCUGGUUAAGAUGGAAGACGUUUUUGUUUUGGAGUUCGCGUCAUUAGUUUUAUCAGAAUUGACUAAAGAGCCCUUGGGAUGUGAACAAUUGGUCUCUGCUAAUAUUCUUAGCAGUCUUUUCUCGAGAAUGAAGAAUAGUUUAGAUCCAGAUGUGCAGAAAAAUUGCUUACAGACAUUGAGCAAUCUCCUUGAUGAUCCAGUAUGUGCGUCAGAAGUGACGAAAAACCAGCAGUUCAGUUGGCCUUCCCUCUUAGCUUUGAUGCAGAGCAAGUACCUUGCUAUACAACACGCUGCUUUGAGAAGUGUGGAUCAGUUGAUCUGCAGAUAUAAAGAUCAGGUUGUGCAGAGGACAUUCAGAGCUUCCACUGGUGUGUUAGACCUUUGUGACAUAUUGGAGUCCUAUGAGUUCCGUGAUGUUCAUACCCAAGUUCUCGGGGUGUUACGAAACUAUGUGGAAACCGAGGAUAACGCAUAUCAUUUGUACCAAUCUGGAUGCAUCCUACGUCUACUUGCCUACCUGGAGAUGGCGUUGCCGGCGAUGAAACCGCACUGCCUUGCUGUUCUCACAAAAAUGUCUUUCACCUCCAAUGGACGAGAUGCGUUGUACCAAACAGGCACUGACCUAGUGUUCUGCCAUCAACUCCUGAGUUCUAAUGUGGAGUUGUUAGCAGACGCCGCUAUGGGUGUCGCGAACAUGACAAAGCUGCUGCCAUCCGCCGUCAGGAUGUGUGAUACUAACAUUAUUGAAGCAUUAUGUGUUAAAGAUACGCCGAUAGAAGCGCAACGUUUAGCUGUACAAUGCUACAUCAAUCUGCAAAACUACCAUGUCAGCACGAAAGCAAUGCUGAAUGCCGAGUUCAUGCAGGAAUUGUUAAAUAUUCUCCAGCGGAUUGACAUAGCACUGAAGAUUAUGGUGUGUACCGUUUUAAGUGGACUUAUGGCUGAGGAUAUAGCAAAGGAGUUGUUCACUGUACGCAAUGGAGAAGAGGUGGUUUCGAGCAACUUACAUAUAGAACAUAUAGGUUUACGGACAGCUUUGUGCACUCUGAUCACUUGCAGCGUCACUGAUGAAGGUGCUGAUGUGUAUUUGGAGUUGGGCACUAUACAUUAUAUGGUUGGAAAUAAACUGGCUAGGUAUGUGGUCGGAGCUUGGGAACCAGCUCUGGAGGCCAUAUUCAAUCAUCACCCCUCUGCUAAGCUUGCAUAUACAGGACGAUUGGAUAUCAACGACUUUGCAAAGGAAGGAUUCUAUGUCCAGAAGCGAUUGGAUAGCUCCUUCCCUACGCUUCGAGUGGCGAUGGAAAAGAAACCACCACAUAAGGAUCCAGUCUUCGUGUGCAUGUUCUAUCAGCCGCCUACUGACAGAGCUUCAAGCAUGGACAUUAGAGCACCAUUUCGAGAGUCUGAAUCUAAGUUGAAGAUGACCUCAUCCGCGCGCUUGCGAGCUGCACCUCUGCCUGACGACCACAAUUUACGCUCAUACCUCACACGACUCAAGAUAUGGUUCGGAGAUCCAGCAAAAUCCCUGCAUUAUCUGGAGAUAGAAGAUGCGCAUUACGAAGUAAGGUACCGAGAGAAGUGCGACGAGGUCUCCUCGUCUCUGAAACAGAGAGCAGCGUUGUUGGCAGAAUUUGUGGCCGAGCAGAUGUGCGGUUUGUCGCAGGAAAGAGAUUGCUCGGUGGCAAGCGUGGACUUACACUUGGCUGAUUUGAUGGUGGGUUGCAGAGGGGGCCAGUAUUAUGUACAUUGUACAGCAAUGCAUAAAUUGCUUCGUUGGGUCAGGUGCGGCGGUUCACUGGAGCGCAGUAUCCUGUACAAGGUGCUGGCGGACCGGCUGGGGCUGCCCUGCGCGCUCUACCGCGCCGGCAGCCGCGCCUGGUGCGAGGUGGCCGUGCCUGAGCUACGACUGGAUGAGGAGUUGGAACGAGAAGAGAAGUAUCCGGCGGGACUGUUACGCGCCAACUAUGUGGUGGACCUGAUGAUGCGUCCAGGCAUGUUGUACGUGAAGGACAGUCACGAGGCAGCGCGAGUAUGCGGACCCACGUGUAUGCCGCCAUACACAGCCAGAGAAUUGCCCGAAGUGUGCCGUUGUGAAUGACAUAAGUCGUUUUAUUUAGACAACUUUACCAAGUGAAAAUGGAGAGUAGGUAUAAUAUGUAUACUUGCGAUUGAUUUGAAGAUAUUUGAAUAUAAAUAGACGAUU